Aureobasidium namibiae CBS 147.97 is the source of this 873-nucleotide messenger RNA. RefSeq lists its product as uncharacterized. The coding region runs from base 1 to 873 and encodes 290 amino acids. The transcript has a single exon. The record is from RefSeq and is a predicted model, not a curated record. Lineage: Eukaryota; Fungi; Ascomycota; Dothideomycetes; Dothideales; Saccotheciaceae.
AUGCAUUCCAACACCAAGAAGUGGAAGGCACCCAGAGUCAGAGCCCGUGAGGAGGGCCAACGUAAGCUCAAAGGCAGGAAGCAUCUCUGCCCCGAGUCACCAUUCUUCACAGAACACUUUAACUUUCAGCAACAAGCAACAAAGAUGGCCAAGGAGAAAGAGAUGUAUCUGGAGAGACAUCAAGCUGUCGACAUCCCGAUUAAGCCUUUCGGUGGCAAGAUCUUUGCCCCGGUACUCCUUGAGAUCUUCGACGAAGACUACCAAUACAUCAAUGCUGGUCCUCUGGAGGGAAAGUUCUUACAGACCACUUGUAGUCCUGUGCUGUGCAUGCCAACCAUCUGGCAGAAGGACUAUGAGCACAAUAAAUACUUUGUGUACCCUGCCGACGUAUAUGCCAACGCUCAAGCCACCUCGACCGUCGCCCUCUUUCCUAGCUUACAAGAGCUCAAAUUCGAGGGCAAUGACAGAAUUGCUAGCAAAGACAUUCAUCGUCGUUUCUUUCCUGCCCCUCGAUACCCUUGCAAUCAGACUAUGAACUGGACGGUCCGACCUUACCUGAAGCCUCACGAAUUUGACGAAAUCAUGGAGAAUCACAUUCCCACCGAGGAGGAGAUUCUCACCUACGAUUGGGAGAUUGGUCUCCCGAAUGAUGAAGAUCUUCAAACCGGUCUUCCAGUUCCUGACAAGAAAGAGAACGGCGACUUUGAGCACACGACUAAGUCGAAGAACGACAGUGUAGGGGACACUACCAAGACGGAGAAAAAUGAUGCGGACGACACUACCAACGCGGACCCAUACGACGGAUGCAAGGCUGCUCGUCUGCUCGGUCACGACCUUCUCGCAGCUCUCGACCCUCAGAACGCCUAUUUUUGA